Messenger RNA from Aureobasidium subglaciale EXF-2481, 2766 nucleotides. RefSeq lists its product as uncharacterized. The transcript is spliced from 2 exons. The record is from RefSeq and is a predicted model, not a curated record. Lineage: Eukaryota; Fungi; Ascomycota; Dothideomycetes; Dothideales; Saccotheciaceae. Bases 436 to 2550 code for a protein of 704 amino acids.
CCCGACCCAUCAAACAAAAUCCCGGGUUGAUGUCAAGUGCAUCACUUCGUGACUGAUUCUGGACUUCACCACUGAGCAACGAGUUUGACCAUCACGCAGAAUUCACUACCCACUCCCUGUCAAGGUCUGCGAAAGAAUCCACUUUUGUAUGUUGAGCAACCGCGCCAUCAUCGAGCUCAACGACCUACUCUCAAUCCAGAGAAAGUGUUCCGUAUCCUCUACUCCUCCGACGCGCGAGCGCUCCUUUCUUCCUCCUCUCCUACUCUCCGCGAGGAGUUUUAGCUGUGAUACGCCGAUUUCCUGGACCAACGUUGAAUCCAAUAGUCUGCUCUCACUCAAGGGAUUACAUCACCUUUCCAACCGCAAUUCACCGCACAAAGUACUCUUCCGAUUGAACCAAAGCUUUUCUGCACGGUCAUUCAAUUGCUUCCGAGCAUGACCCGCCCAACACACUCGACUCCACACUCCUUAUACACCACUUCUCGCGGAGCUCCGCAGUCCGACAAAGAGUCUGGAGACGCCAUGCAGGGCAAUUCUACCCAUGCCGAGCCCGGGGCCGAUUUGAAAAGCGACCCGAACGACAGCUGGUGGAAUAGCUCAACUCCCGACACUCGAGCUGCUGAUCUUGCUGUUGAGAACGUCGCCUCUCCAGCAACCAGAGAUGGAUCAAGCCACGUAAAUGAAACCACUCAAAAUACAGACAUCUCUAGAUCGGUAUUUGGUGUGAUUGCUAGCUCAGACGAGAGUACCAAAAAUACCAUCGAACAACGAGUUUUUCCGGGAAAUCAUCGAGAGGGGCGCGAACAGGAGAGCGGAUCUUCCUAUUCUCCAUCUCAAGGGCAGAGCGACUCAUCUGAGAACGCACCAAAGACCAAGCUUCUCAACAAUGGACCUGAAUCCAAGCAAGAGGAAGAUGACAACAACUUUGCACGCCCUUCAACCACUCCCUACAAAGACGUCAAGGACGCGAUAGAUUACGAGGAUGCGAGCACCCCUCCCCUUGAGGAAAAGUCUGCUUUUUUGGACAAAAGAUUCCAGGCUCUACGGCAAAGACAGAAUGAGACACAGCACAGCGAAAAGGUGGCUCCAGCUUCUGACGAACUCGGUGCCAGACAAACGUCGAGCUCAAAGCUUACACAAAGAUCUGAGCCGAGAAACGCACAUUCAACUUCUGUAUCCCCACUUGUCCAGGAUCGUCCUACGCGCUUUUCGAAGGAAGUAACACAGCUUCUAGUUGCCUCACAGUACAGCCGGAGUCCUGAAACUGCGAGCACCCCAGUCCCAACGUCGAUGAUGUCUCUGACCGACACUUGGCCACGUCACGCCCAAGCGUCUCCCACAGACGAAGGAUAUCAUGAGAUAUCCAGACGCCACGCUGCCAGCUCUGAAGCUCAAUUUGUAUGCGAUAAAUGCGGAGAAAUACAGCCCGCUGGACAGGGUCGACUUGCGAGCGUCGACCAUCCUACCUGCCUGACAUGCCAUUCUGCAACAGUCCAGAAGCAGAAUCUCACGAAAUCGAGAAAGGCGUCGUCCACAUCAACCAAGCGCAAAGAGCCGCAAUUUAUCAAACACAAGAGUAUCCUGAAAAGCAUGCGCAAUUCGCCCAGUAUCCCAACGCCUGUGUCGAAGAAUGGGACAACUCAGCCUGUUGUGAGGUUCGCAGGAGAGGAGAUGCAAGAGAUAAUUAACCCACGUGCCAUCAAGUCCAUCGAAGUUGUUGAAGCUCUACCAGUCGCAUCCGAAGACCUGCCUGGAGAUGGAUCAAGUGACUUCAUCAAACUUGGGGUCAAGACGAUGCCUGGUCAGUCUCCAAUAUGGAUUGGAGUAUCUCGUGAUGCGCCAUUAGGCGAGCUGUUCGUCGCUGCUCUCCAAAGCGAUGACGCCUUGAGAGGUUAUGUCUUUAUGCUUCCAGGUCAAUUUGUGCGCUGGGAUGAUACAGCUGAAGAGCUUGACUUGAAAGACGGUACAAGCUUUGAGAUGCAUGAGCUUCCGGAAACUUGGCUGCCAGGUGCUGGAUCCGUAGCUGACGCUACUACUGUGUCUAUCAUACUCGAAGCUAAUCACUCGCCGGCAAAAAGAGAAAUGCUCGAUAACAACAAGCGACUUGUUCCCAACCACACACCAACUGUCAGACCAGCGACAAGUACAAGAAAAGUAUCUCACACUAGCCAAGAUUCUCCCACCGUGGUCGUCCCCAAAGCCACACGAGCAACCCUCACCGCAAAGGUCGCCGUUGAGGAAAGAAAACCUCGCAACAAAACUCCGACCAAGCCCCAGAAAGCAGCAUCUGAAGAUAUCGUUACGCACAACAAUGCAAAAGAGCCAGAAGCAAGUGUCGAACAUACUCCUGCACCUCAGCGGUCCAGUGCAUCCAUCGAGCAAAGAUCAGAAGACACAAUAGCAGCAUCAGCAUCAGCAUCAGCAUCAAUCAAGCAGCUUUCCACCCUCGGACAAUCUGUCAUGGAGAGUAUGAAGCGUGGGAUCAAGAGAGUGCUUACCGAGGAACAUGCUCAAGAAGCAGGAGAGAAGAAGCGACGGAGACGAGGAUAGAUAGACACUCAUAGUAUCAAAGCUCGGCCAUGAAAGUGACAAAAUUCCUGGUUGAGAGUAGAGAUCUUUUUUCUUAUUGAUGCGAGGAACAGUGGGGGACAUGAGAGACUUUCUAGGAAGAGGAAAUGGUAAAUAGUGGGAGGAGUUUUCAGAUGCGAAAGAUUUGAAUAUGAAUAGAUUUGAUGACUUUUUCAUCGGUCUGCUCUGCUUAGUUUC